GACCGCCUGGAGCUGUCCACGGCCUGUGGUGCUGAAACGCACAGGGCCAAACCCACAGAGCUCCUCGGUAUCUCUGCAGGCGCUAAAUUCUAAUUAUACGGUUAAAUGGCCCUAUUAUAUCCACCUUUUACGCAUGACUGGGUCUUGUGACAAAUCAACAAGGUGACAAAAAAAAAGAAAUUAGUGAAUCAAUUUCAACAAGUCUGUCCACUAACUGAAACUUUUUUUUUUUUUUUUGUCUCUGUUUCGUUCUGGUAAUCUGAUCGUGACAAAGCCUAUCAGUCCCCGCUCAUGGGUUGCGCCCCGGGCCGGUUACACAACAAGUCUGUGAUCAUCUGGAACCAGGACAAUCACCGGGACCGGAAUACGAAGCCGCUUUCCCCUCCUAUGAUUGGCUACUGAGCGCCGCUGCUUCCGUAAACACUCAAAUAUGCAGAGAAAACCCUAUAGCUGCAUCGAAAUCUAAUGUUUUUUCUUGUCAGUUUUGCCCGAAAAUGGCGGAGGAUGUUCAUGCAGAUGGAGACUGUGGCACAAUUCCGACAGACUUUCGCAAAUCGUCUUCCAGUGAGGAGUACGACUGUAAAAUAUGCUUCAACUACUACGACCUGGAGCGACACACUCCCAAAAUCCUGGACUGUUCCCACACCUUCUGCCAGGAGUGUCUGGAAACUCUGCAUUCCAGGGAAGGACGAGGAUGGAGAAUCUGUUGCCCAGUGUGCCGCCACCGAACCCCGGUACCGGAGUAUCGGGUUCAUAAUCUUAACGACAGCACUGCAAUGACAGAGGCGAUCCGGCUCAGAAAACACGACCCUGUGUCUACUGCAGUAAACAGCGACGAGCAAACAGGUCCAAGUGCGUCCCCUGAGACCCCCCAGGACAGAGGGGACAGCUGCCAGACGUGCAAACACAUUGCGUUUAUGACCGGCUGCGUCUGCGCCAUCUUCUCUUUCCUGUCCAUGGUGGUGCUGCUGUUUCUUGGCCUCAUAUUUGUACAUAAUUUUAAUAACCCCACGUCGCCUAUCGGUCCUGUUUGCUUAUUCGUGGGUAGUGUUCUCGCACUAUUUUCCAUUAUAUUCACGUGGUUGAUGUGCAUGUUGAAGUACAGACCUGAAACCGAGGGAAGCCAAGUUCCAUUUGUUGUAAUAUGAUGUCAUUUCUGGCUGCAGUGGGGUUAGUAUGGAUGAUACAGUCGUGGAAAAAAUGAUUAAACCAGUGGUUCCCAACCUUUUUUGGCUCGUGAUCCCAUUAUAACAUCACAAAUUUCUGGCAACC
Molecule: messenger RNA, 1272 nt
Organism: Sphaeramia orbicularis (orbiculate cardinalfish)
Lineage: Eukaryota; Metazoa; Chordata; Actinopteri; Kurtiformes; Apogonidae
Product: E3 ubiquitin-protein ligase RNF186-like
Exons: 2
Coding region: 495-1148 (217 amino acids)
Biological process (GO): protein ubiquitination
Molecular function (GO): ubiquitin protein ligase activity
Source: RefSeq, a predicted model, not a curated record